Messenger RNA from Brassica oleracea var. oleracea, 958 nucleotides. RefSeq names its product cyclin-A2-3-like. The transcript has 5 exons. Gene Ontology annotation, molecular function: cyclin-dependent protein serine/threonine kinase regulator activity. Bases 174 to 839 code for a protein of 221 amino acids. Lineage: Eukaryota; Viridiplantae; Streptophyta; Magnoliopsida; Brassicales; Brassicaceae. The record is from RefSeq and is a predicted model, not a curated record. Gene Ontology annotation, biological process: mitotic cell cycle phase transition.
GUUCACCACCAAAGACGCUCUCUUUUCCCAAGAGCGGAUUCACCAUCUCCCUCGAUCUGAUCAAGCUUCUGAAGAACUUUCUGGAGCUUCUCAGUUUCAGAGAUUGAAGGAAGAUGAUGAAGUCAUAGGACUCAAGACUUUAAGGCUGUGUCUUCUAGUGGGUGGUUUUAAACAUGGUGAAGGAUAAUGCCGUCUCUCGUCCUUUCACUCGUUCCCUUGCCUCUGCUUUGCGCGCUUCUACUACACAGAAUCAACAGAGAGCAAACACUAAAAGACCAGCCUCUGAGGAUAAGAACGUAACUGCACCCAAUAAGAAGAAGAGGCGAGCAGUUCUAGGGGAUAUCUCAAAUGUUACCUUCAAUGCACCUAAACUUGAGGCCAAAAACAUCAAGCAGGUAAAGAAAGGACGGGGUACAUCUCAGUUGGCAUCAUCUUGUGUUACUUCAGAAAUCACAAAACUUCAGUCCAAGACCGAUGCAAAAGCUGAAGCUGUAUCAGUGACAGCAGGAAGCAUGUCUCUUUGUAAAGGCACAAAUGACACACCUGAUAUCCCAAAAUUCAUAGACAUUGAUUCAGAUGACAAGGAUCCUUUACUCUGCUGCCUCUAUGCCCCUGAAAUCUACUACAGCCUGCGUGAUAAACUUCAAAAAAAUCCAACACUUGAGCAUUACACAACGUACAAAGCCUCAGAUCUGAAAGCAUCUGUUUAUGCGUUACAAGAUCUGCAGCUUAACACCAAAGGUUGCCCGUUGAGCGCUGUACGCAUGAAGUAUAAGCAAGAGAAAUUCAAAUUUGUGGCGGUACUCACAUCUCCUAAAUUACUUGACACACUAUUCUGAAGGGCUUAAACCGAACGUUUCUACCAAUAAUAGAUUUAGUAACAUUGAUGGUGGUCCAGUUCAUCUUCUUUAAUAUGUUACAAACUUACAAUUUUGUUCAUAAAACAAGUUCCCACAAG